Brugia malayi is the source of this 222-nucleotide messenger RNA. RefSeq lists its product as uncharacterized. Bases 1 to 222 code for a protein of 73 amino acids. NCBI's taxonomy places the organism in Eukaryota, Metazoa, Nematoda, Chromadorea, Rhabditida, Onchocercidae. The record is from RefSeq and is a predicted model, not a curated record. The transcript has 2 exons.
AUGGAAGGUAUCCAAGCGGUAUUUGAUUACCUGAAAAGGGAACUUGUAAUGUUUAAUGAAUUACAUGAAUUUGUAAAGGAAACAAUUCAGUUUGAGCGAUCGCUCAUAUCCUUCUUGGACACAGCUCAAAUUAAAUUGGACGAAGUGAAAGAACUGAAUGCUCACGAAGAAAUGGAAGAGGAUGCAGUAUCUCAGGAGAAAAAAUUAUAUACUAUAUUAUAG